Ichthyophthirius multifiliis is the source of this 1083-nucleotide messenger RNA. Its product is annotated as protein kinase domain protein. The transcript is spliced from 3 exons. The record is from RefSeq and is a predicted model, not a curated record. Lineage: Eukaryota; Ciliophora; Oligohymenophorea; Hymenostomatida. Gene Ontology annotation, molecular function: ATP binding; protein serine/threonine kinase activity. Gene Ontology annotation, biological process: protein phosphorylation.
AUGUGUAGUCAUAAUAACUCUCAUGAAGCUAAUUAAACCUAAUAAAAUGCCAAAAAUCAAACUGAAUAAAAAUCAUAAAAUCAAUUAUUAGAAUAAGCCCAAACCUCAGCCUCAAACUUUCCUUAAGAAUUUACAUCUCCAAUAUCCUUAUAAGACUAAGACCAUAACAAAUAAUUAAGCUAUAAUGAUUUCGAGAAAAUCGACUUUUUAGGCGAAGGGGCUUACGGCCCUUUUUUGGUAAGACUAAGAUACAGUUUUCAAACUAAUAAUAAGCUUUACUUAGUUAUGGAAUAUUGUCCUGGAGGUGAAUUGUAUACUUAUUUGGCUAGAAAUAAAAGAUUUUCUAUUGAAUUAUCUAAAUUUAUAGCUGCUGAAGUAGUUUUGGGAAUGGAAUAUUUAAAUAAUAAUAUGAAAAUUAUAUAUAGAGAUCUAAAACCUGAAAAUAUUUUAGUUACAGAGGAUGGGCAUUUAAAAAUUACAGAUUUUGGACUUAGUAAAUAAAUGGUAAACGAAGAUGAACUGUCCUUUACUUUUAUAGGAACUCCUGAAUAUAUAGCACCAGAAGUUAUUAAGAGUAAAUAAUCAAAUAAUAGAUUAGGAUAUAAUGCUUCAAUUGAUAUAUGGGCUUUUGGUGUUUUUUUAUAUGAAAUUAUAUUCGGAAUGCCUCCUUUUAGGGAUAAAUAAAGAAAUUGGUAUUCCAUUAUGAAACAAAUAUUAGCAAAUAAUCCUAAUUUUAUAACUGGAUUUAAUGAAGAAGCAGUUGAUUUGAUUAAAAGUUGCUUAAAUUCAGAUCCGGAAAAAAGACUAAGUUGGAGUGUUAUAAAAUAACAUAAAUUUUUUGAAAAUAUUGAUUGGAAGAAAUUAUAUAAAAAAGAAUAUGAAAGUCCUUUGAAGUAGUUCAUUAUUAAAAAAAAAUAAGAUGAUAAGCUUACUAGACAAAAGCCUAUUUUCGAAACUCUGGAUUAAAAAUAAAUGCCAGGAUUUGAAGGAUUCACUUAUAAUCCAUAAGAUGGGCUUACUUAUAAUCCAGAAGGAUUAAUUUGUAGUUAAGAAGGUAUUAUUUUUAAAUCUGAAGAAAAUUGA